AUGCAGAUCACAUGUUUCUUGAAUAAGGUUCAUAGUCUACUUAUAAGAAUAUGCAACGAUUUUGAAGACGAAGACAUAAGAGAGAGAAAUUAUCAGCGAUACAAUGUUGAAGAUCUAUACUUUAAUCCAAACGAAAGGUUAUGGCGAUUUGAUUUUGUGUGCUCGGUCUCUAAGGCUGAAUUCACCAUUUAUUCCUCCGAUACCCAAUGUUGUAACAAUUUAAAAAUGGACAAAAUGUAUUGCCUCUGCGAAGCUGUUAUCCCAACUUUUGGCCAAAAUUUUGACUUUUUUAAACUUGGCCAACUCUUUCACGCAUGUGGCGAUGUAAAACCUCCUGGUUCUUACUGCGGAGUAUACAAAAUUCCUGGUGGGGCUUAA
Thlaspi arvense is the source of this 378-nucleotide messenger RNA. The record is from the annotation of a GenBank genome assembly. Lineage: Eukaryota; Viridiplantae; Streptophyta; Magnoliopsida; Brassicales; Brassicaceae.